Messenger RNA from Passer domesticus (house sparrow), 1499 nucleotides. RefSeq lists its product as uncharacterized. The transcript has 12 exons. The record is from RefSeq and is a predicted model, not a curated record. Bases 148 to 1155 code for a protein of 335 amino acids. NCBI's taxonomy places the organism in Eukaryota, Metazoa, Chordata, Aves, Passeriformes, Passeridae.
GUGGUGCCCGUGCAGAUCAGCAGAGAUGGCAGAAGCUUCUGUGGCUGUUGAGUUACAGGUGUGUCUACAGGGAGGAGAUUCAUACGUACAUUGGUGGUUAUUGCCAACAAGACCAGUCUGCAUGGCAGGGUUCCUCCGAAGAGGAAGAUGCAAGACACAACAGAGAAGAUAUCCCUGGAACCAUCCAAACAGACGAGGCAAGUGCUGAAGAAAAUGCUGCAGGGAGGACAAGAAAUGAAAGGAGAGCCUGCGGAGAAAGAAGCAUUUCCUGGAGGAAGCAGUGGUUCCGUGCCAGCAUCUGUUGAAGGAGGGGAGGCGAUGCCAGGCACAGGCACAGGAGAUGAGGCUGCUUCUCCAUCAGCUUGGAUGAAUAAAGUUUUGAAGCCCUUGGAGCCUCCUGCAGAUGUGUCUACAGGGAGGACUUCUCCAGCUUCUCCAGCUCCUACUUUGGAUGCUAUACGCAAGCCCAGCUCCCAUCACAGUGUUACUCCAACAGGGAAAGUCCAAGAUACAACAGAUAAGAUGUCCCUGGAACCAUCCAAACAGAUGAGGAAAGAGCUGAAGGAACCCCUGCAGACAAGAGAAGAGAUGGACAUAGUGCUUCAGUGGAAGGUGGCAUUUCUUAAAGGAAGCACUCCAUCUUCGGUGCCGGCCCCUGCUGCAGGAAAGCAGGCAAAGCCAGACACGGGCACAGGCACAGCAGACUGGGAGGCUGGGAAGGAUUCUCCAUUAGCCUGGCGCUCUGAAGUUGUGAAGCCCUCCGAGCAUUCUGCAGAUAUAUCUGGAGCAACGACUGCACCAACUCCUACCUUGGAUGCUGCACAAAAGCCCAGAUCCCAUCACAGGAGUCCUCUGACAGGAGAGACCAAAGACAUGGCAGGCAAGAAAUUCCAGGACCCAUUAGAAAUCAUGUGGCAAAUGCUGAAGGAAUGUCUGCAGAGAAGGCAAGAAAUGAACGGAGAGCCUGUGCAGAAGGAAGCAUUUCCCGGAGGAAGCAGUGGUUGCAUGCCAGCCUCUGCUACAGGAAGGGAGGCCAUGCCAGGCACAGGCACAGGAGACUGGAAUCGUGACAUGGGUUUUCAGGAAGUCCUGAUGAAGGAUGGUUUGAAGUUCCUGGAGGAUGCUGGAGGCAAGUUUUCAUUCUGCCCUUCCUGAGUGAAUAAUCAGGAUCAAUGCAACAAAAGCUCAUUUAUAAACCAUUUCCCUUAACAUUAUGUAAAGGCUGAAGGAUUCUGAGAAUCUUUCCCUUCUCCCUUCUGGAUCCCUGAGGGAUCCCUCAGGAUCACUGUCAGUGGGACGAAGGAGCAUUGAUCUUUCAGUCCUCCUCCCGUGUGCAAUGCCAGUGUGUCCUUCCGUGUGCUCUGUGCAGUCAAAGAGAAGAACAGAGGGGGAAGGGGCCGGGCCUAGGGCUGUGCCCCGGGGCUGAGCCUUGUGGGCAGCCUGAGGAUCUUCUGCAGUGCCACAGGAGCUCUUCUGUCCUGCCUUUCUUUGCAGCUGAA